Caenorhabditis briggsae is the source of this 381-nucleotide messenger RNA. The record is from RefSeq and is a predicted model, not a curated record. Lineage: Eukaryota; Metazoa; Nematoda; Chromadorea; Rhabditida; Rhabditidae. The coding region runs from base 1 to 381 and encodes 126 amino acids. The transcript has 4 exons.
AUGAUUCGUUGGGUGCUAUUUUUAGCUCUGAUUUUUGUUCUUCUUCUGGCACGAUCAGAAGACAACGGGGAGGAAAAAUCGGAAGACGACGUCCAGAUCUACGACAACGUCACCAUCGGCUACACUAGACCACCAAGAUUAACCCAUGCUCAGAAAAUCGAGAUCUUCUUCACUGCUGUCCUCGUCUACGUUCUCGCUGGUAUUGCCAUUAUCGGAGUUUGCAGUUUUGCAUACCGUUUCCUGAGGCCAGAAACGGGAGAACGAGUGCAUGAGCGAUCCCGCCGACCACCGAAUCAUUUUGAAGGAGCAGAAUAUCAAAGAAAUGAAGAGAACGUUCGAUUGAACCGAGCAGCAGCUCCUGUGGUCCCUGGAGAAUAUUAG